Molecule: messenger RNA, 2418 nt
Organism: Penaeus vannamei (Pacific white shrimp)
Lineage: Eukaryota; Metazoa; Arthropoda; Malacostraca; Decapoda; Penaeidae
Source: RefSeq, a predicted model, not a curated record
AUGAGUGAUGUGGCAGAUUGCUGUGAUAAUGGUGAUGGAAAUCUUGAUUGGAAUGAGAGGCGCUGGAAGGUGGCGGGCUGCUGCGUCGCCGUCGUGCUGCUGCUCUCUGCGGGCGCAGCCGCUCAGCAGCAGAUCAGUCGGAGGUCAGACGCCGUCAGCCUACCUCUCGGGGACGUCGCUGACUCCACGGAACCGCCGGAGUUCAUCAUCCUUCCGGAAUCACUGGAAACGGCUGACGACGACGCUGCAGUUCUCUUGGUCGACGUCGACGAUGAGGCAGCGGACGGCGACGCAAAUGAAAUCUCGGACGACCCAGUCUUCAUUCCGCUCGGGCCGACGUCGUCCCGAGUCGUGUUCGACCCGAUCACCCUCGGAGAAUCCGACGAGACCAACGGCGUCGAGGUCGUUCCCGACAGCCUGGACGGCGCCACGGUCCUCGAGGGGCCCGACCAGCCCAUCUUGGUGGUCGUGGACGGCUUCUCGGUCACUGGCGAAGGAAGUGCGUCCCCCGACGGAGUGGUUGAAGGAUUCCCGGAGCCUAUUGGUGCUGAUGGCGAAGUCCUGGGCGGCUCCGCGGAUUCGGGUGUUCCCCUUGACGCUGCAGGACAGCUGGACACCAACGAGAUCCCACUGGGACCAGGAAUUCCUCUUGAAUCUCUGGCGCCGACGGGUUAUCAGAGUCCAGGAGAAGUUGUGGUUCCUGUGGAAGCUGCAGGACCUCAGGAGGAUACAGCUUUAGUGGAAGAAGUCGGGGUGCCUCUUGCAGAUGUUCAACCUGCAGUUCUUCCGGAAGAUACUAUGGUUAUGGGAGACACAGAAGUUCCUCUUGCAGCUGUGGUUCCUGAGGAGGACACCAUGCCUAUGGGAGAGCCAGAAGUCCCUCUUGAAGCUGUAGUUCCUGAGGAGGACACCAUGCCCAUGGGAGAACCAGGAGUUCCUCUUGAAGCUGCAGUUCCUGAGGAGGCCACCAUGCCCAUGGGAGAACCAGGUGUUCCUCUUGAAGCUGUUGUUCCUCAGGAAGAUGUCAUGCCUCAAGAUGUAAUGCCUAUGGGAGAUUCCGGAGUACCUCUUGCUGCUGCAAUGCCUGUAGAAGAUGUACCUCCUGCAGAUGUAGAGCCUCUGGAUACUAUGAUGUUCAUGGAAGAUCCUGGAGUACCUCUUGUCGAUGCAGGACCUGAGAACGAAGCCAUGGUGUCCUUCGAGCCAACCGGCCCUGGAGACCUUCCGGCGUCAGUUGAUGAGAACGCGAUACCAGAGUCCCCGCCCGCUGCCUCAGACCCAGCAAUCCCCAGCGAACAGUCCAGCGCACCUUUCGAAGUGGUCCCCGAAGAGCCCGUUUUCCCAGAUCCCCCACCAUUCCCAGUGGACGAAGAGCCUGUGGUCGAAGACAUGGCUGACUUCAUGCCUUUUGAACCAGUUCGAGAUGAAGUACCUUUAAUGCCCACAGGAGACUCCAUGCCCGGUCUUAUGUCUGACGGUAUGGGAAUGGAAACCCUGGAACCCACAGAGACUCCUGUUGUCGAAGCGGACGACCCCGCCAUCAUCUUGGACUCCAGCGGCUUCGGCGACGUCCUGCCUCCGAGCGGAGGACCAGUCGACGCUCCUCAGGAAGAAGUCUUCGAAGAUACCUUUAUCCCGUUCAUGCCCGAGGAAAUGUUCUCGAAGCUCCCUCAGAUGGACGGAAUGAUGCCUGACGUAGAACCCAUGAGCGACGCGGAGGUCUUCGUCCCCGAACCCCCCGUGGAAGAACUGGAAGCCAUGUUACCUGUGGGACCUGCGCUGAUCGAGGUGCAGGAAGAUGCCUCACUGCCGCCCAUUGCCGUCCAGGACAUGUCUCAGCUUCCGGAGAUUAUCGCCGACGACGUGCAGGAGGGUCAGGUGUUCCAGGAGACCCCACCCACCGUCGAGCCAGCCAUCCCGGUGGGGGACCUGGAGAUGUUCUUCGUCGCCGAGGACCCCGAGGCCGGCGACACCCCGACCGCCGUCCAGGGCCAAGAGGUCGUCCUCGAAGUGGCCCAGCAGCUUCCCGAGGACCAGUUCGACAUCGCGCCCCUGGACGGUAUCGCUCCUUUUAUGGCUGACGGAGUCGAUGUAGGAACACUUCAGGAGGAGUUCGAGUCGGCUGUGUUGCUCUUCCCUGACGAAGGAGAAGAGGAAGAAGAGGAAGGAGGAGAGGAAGGAGGAGAGGAAGGAGAGGGAGUGGUUAUUGAUACUUUUAUGAAUGGAGAUUUUGGAAUAAAAAUCAAAAACUACCAGAGUCAAGCGCUCCGGUCUCCAUGCCAGACCCUGCCCAGUGCCAGACCCGUGCCAGACCCUGCCCUGCCUCCUGCACCCGCCCCAGUGCCAGACCCUGUGCCAGACCCCGCCCCUGUCCCCAUGCCAGACCCCGCCCCGCCCUGUCCCAGACCCUGUGCCUGA